AUGUCGAAAAAAGUGAUUAAUGUAAAUCAAAAAGGAAAUAGGGACGCCAUAAUUUCUCUGAAUGAAAGUCAUCUCCCUAAACUUGGUCCAGCAUCCACAACUACUGUACAGUUGGCCACGCCUCGUCGUCCAAAGAAGAGAUGUAAAACGAAGAAAAAAUGCAACAACUGUUCCCGGAUAUUGCCUCCUGAAAAAUCUUUCGACAAAUUCAUGACUAAUGAGAAAAUUAUGGAAAUUGCCAUGUCAAUGUAUCCUGGUAAGGCAUUUGGCCAUUUAGAUUGCAUAAUAGAACCGAUAAAAACCCCAAAGACAAUGGGAUGGCAAUGGUCAGUUAAAGAAACCGGUGGCGUAAAAAUAAAUCGAAAUUGGAGACCUGGUGCCAUACGUUUAGAUGUCGCUGAAAUUAUUGAGAAGGUUCGAUCAGGAACUAUUGGACCACUGCCUGGGAGAAAUUUCAUGAAAAUAAAAUAA
This is a messenger RNA of Metopolophium dirhodum (rose-grain aphid), 471 nucleotides long. RefSeq lists its product as uncharacterized. Bases 1 to 471 code for a protein of 156 amino acids. NCBI's taxonomy places the organism in Eukaryota, Metazoa, Arthropoda, Insecta, Hemiptera, Aphididae. The record is from RefSeq and is a predicted model, not a curated record. The transcript is spliced from 2 exons.